CGGCUCGCUGGGAAGCUGCGACGCCGAGUUUCACUCUGGCUGCCUUCUCCUGAGAGUCGGAGCCACAGCCAGAGCCCUGCCCAGGCCGAGCCGGCGCUGCAGCCCGAGCGCGGUGGUGCCCUCAGCCCCGUCCUCUUGUUCUCCUCAGCCUCGGUGGCAAAGGUGCCUUGGAAUUUGUGUCGCUGAGUCAGCAAGCCUUUCAGAUUUGCCCGGUUUUUGUUGUUUGUGGUUUGUAUCAAGAUGGGAACUCAAACAAGUCAUUCCUCCUAAGGAGCUGGUGUCUUCAUCCAGAAGGGACAGUUUGUGCCAGCUCUCCAGAGAGAAAAGAAACUUCUAAUUGAAGACACUGAGCUGAACCAUUCCGCCCGCCCGCCCGCCUGCCCGCCGGAGGGCACUCCAGAUCUGCCGGAGGCGCUGGGCAAUGACCCUGGGACUCCAGGCCAGAGGGGUCUGAAGCUGUUUGGGAAAGCAGCGGGACUCCUUGGGAAGAUGGCCAUGGCCCCAAGCCCUUCCCUGGUGCAGGUGUACACCAGCCCCGCGGCUGUGGCCGUGUGGGAAUGGCAGGACGGGCUGGGCACCUGGCACCCCUACAGUGCCACCGUCUGCAGCUUCAUCGAGCAGCAGUUUGUCCAGCAGAAGGGCCAACGUUUUGGGCUUGGGAGCCUGGCCCACAGCAUCCCCUUGGGCCAGGCAGACCCCUCGCUGGCCCCUUACAUUAUUGACCUCCCCAGCUGGACCCAGUUCCGCCAGGACACCGGCACCGUGCGGGCUGUGCGGAGACACCUGUUCCCCCAGCACUCAGCCCCUGGCCGAGGUGUCGUCUGGGAGUGGCUGAGCGACGAUGGCUCCUGGACCGCCUAUGAAGCCAGCGUCUGUGACUAUCUGGAGCAGCAGGUGGCCAGGGGCAACCAGCUCGUGGACUUGGCCCCCCUGGGGUACAACUACACUGUCAACUACACCACCCACACGCAGACCAACAAGACUUCCAGCUUCUGCCGCAGCGUGCGGCGCCAAGCAGGGCCGCCUUACCCGGUGACCACCAUCAUCGCUCCGCCGGGCCACACAGGCGUCGCCUGCUCUUGCCACCAGUGCCUCAGUGGCAGCAGAACUGGCCCCGUGUCAGGCCGCUACCGCCACUCCAUGACCAACCUCCCUGCAUACCCCGCCCCCCAGCAUCCCCCACACAGGACCGCUUCUGUGUUUGGGACCCACCAGGCCUUUGCACCGUACAACAAACCCUCACUCUCCGGGGCCCGGUCUGCGCCCAGGCUGAACACCACCAACCCCUGGGGCGCAGCUCCUCCUUCCCUGGGGAGCCAGCCCGUCUACCGCUCCAGCCUCUCCCACCUGGGACCGCAGCACCUGCCCCCAGGAUCCUCCACCUCCGGUGCAGUCAGUGCCUCCCUCCCCAGCGGUCCCUCGAGCAGCCCGGGGAGCGUCCCUGCCACUGUGCCCGUGCAGAUGCCAAAGCCCAGCAGAGUCCAGCAGGGGCUCGCAGGCAUGACGAGUGUUCUGAUGUCAGCCAUUGGACUCCCUGUGUGUCUUAGCCGCGCACCCCAGCCCACCAGCCCUCCCGCCUCCCGUCUGGCUUCCAAAAGUCACGGCUCAGUUAAGAGAUGGAGGAAAAUGUCCGUGAAAGGAGCGACCCCGAAGCCAGAGCCAGAGCCAGAGCAGGUCAUAAAAAACUACACGGAAGAGCUGAAAGUGCCCCCAGAUGAGGACUGCAUCAUCUGCAUGGAGAAGCUGUCUGCAGCAUCUGGAUACAGCGAUGUGACUGACAGCAAGGCAAUCGGGCCCCUGGCUGUGGGCCGCCUCACCAAGUGCAGCCGCUCCUUCCACCUGCUGUGCCUCCUGGCCAUGUACUGCAACGGCAAUAAGGAUGGAAGUCUGCAGUGUCCCUCCUGCAAAACCAUCUAUGGAGAGAAGAUGGGGACCCAGCCCCAGGGAAAGAUGGAGGUAUUACGGUUCCAGAUGUCGCUCCCCGGCCACGAGGACUGCGGGACCAUCCGCAUAGUUUACAGCAUUCCCCAUGGCAUCCAGGGCCCUGAGCACCCCAAUCCUGGAAAGCCGUUCACUGCCAGAGGGUUUCCCCGCCAGUGCUACCUUCCAGACAAUGCCCAGGGCCGCAAGCUGCUGACCGAUGGCCACUACAUGACGCUGCCCCUGUCUCUGGACCAGCUGCCCUGUGAUGACCGCAUGGCGGUCAGCGGAGGCGCCCCCGUGCUGCGGGUGGGCCAUGACCACGGCUGCCACCAGCAGCCCUUCUGCAACGCGCCCCUCCCUGGCCCUGGACCCUAUCGGGUGAAGUUCCUCCUGAUGGACACCAGGGGCUCACCCAGGGCUGAGACCAAGUGGUCAGACCCCAUCACUCUCCACCAAGGGAAGACCCCCGGAUCCAUCGACACCUGGCCAGGGCGGCGAAGUGGCAGCAUGAUCGUCAUUACCUCCAUUCUCUCUUCUCUGGCCAGCCUCCUACUCUUGGCCUUGGCAGCCUCUACCAUGCGCUUGCCCUUAGACCGUCACCCCAGUAGGCUCUCCAGGACCCAGGAGCCUCCAUCACCUGGAAGGACCCUCUGUGCAAAACCUCAAGCGUCCAUCUGUGCACAAGGCUGGUGGUUCCCGUCGUCCCGUCGUCGCAACUCGGGGUCGCCGGUGAGCCGCAGCCAGGCCGCCUCACGGCCAGUGCGCAUGCACGCUCCUAUUCGCUGCCCCUUCUGCCUCCGAGGCGGUAGCAGAUGCCACGUUGGCGGGGUCGGUGAAGGUCAGGACUCUAGGCCUCCUUCCGCUAAGCCAGAGGGAUGAGCAAUCACGCCUGAGAGCCCACUGCGUGCCAUGCAGUCCGCACAGCCGCAGCGAUUUUCUAGAUGGAGAAACUGAGGCUCAGUGACUUGCCCGCUGCACUCUGUCCAUGGCCGCUGCACACGCCCCCUUGGGCUGCGCUCCCGGACCUUCUAAUGUGACCAUGGCUCCCGGCAUGCAGGCCCUGCCAGUGGAGGGAGCCCGGUGGUGACCCUUGGUCUGCAGCCCUCUUUGGAGUACCGAACCUGCUAAGGCCAUCAAACCUAUUGAUCGGAAGUCAGUCCAUCAGAUUUGCUCUGGGCCAGUGGUACUGAGUCUAAGCACUGCAGUGAAGGAGUUAGUAGAAAACAGUCUGGAUGCUGGUGCCACUAAUAUUGCGAUGUCACCAUUUCUACCUGCCACGCAUCGGUGAAGGUUGGGACUCGACUGGUGUUUGAUCACGAUGGGAAAAUCAUCCAGAAAACCCCCUACCCCCACCCCAGAGGGACCACAGUCAGCGUGAAGCAGUUAUUUUCUACACUACCUGUGCGCCAUAAGGAAUUUCAAAGGAAUAUUAAGAAGACAGAGUCUUCUCACUCUGUCGCCCAGGCUGGAGUGCAGUGGUGUGAUCUUGGCUCACUGCAACCUCUACCUCCUGGGUUCAAGUGAUUCUCCUGCCUCAGUCUCCCAAGUAGCUGGGAUUAUAGGUAUGUGUCACCAUGACCAGCUAAUUUUUGUAUUUUUAGUAGAGAUAGGGUUUCACCAUGUUGGCCAGGCUGGUCUUGCACCCCUGACCUCAAGUGAUCUGCCUGCCUCAGCCUCCCAAAGUGCUGGGAUUACAGGCAUGAGCCACCACGCGUGGCCUUUUUUUUAAAGCUUUUUUGUAAGUCAGCUAGCAAGAACACAGGAAGAAAUACUCAAAUCUCCCUUACCCAGCUGGGGGCUAUGUCAGGUUUUAUAAGCAUAGGGUAAUGAGUUGUGAUUUGAUUGGAUCUUGCAAUAAAGUAAUGCUGGGAGGUGUGAUCUGACUAGAUCCUGCCAUGGGGUGACACCAAAACUCAAUCUGAUUGGAUCCUGGCUCCUGCCAUGGAGUGUCCAGUUCUUAAAUCAGUCUCAGCUCUUCAGGCCGAGCUUUUAGUUUCCACUCCGUGGUUGCAUGCUUGGUUAACCUGGGCAUGCACAGGGUACAUGCCCUUCAACCUGUGGGUCCAUGGCAAUUGAAAAACAACUGACAACCUCAUUACAUAAAAGUUGAACUGAGCCGGGUGCAGUGACUCACGCCUGUAAUCCCAGCACUUUGGGAGGCCAAGGCAGGUGGAGGUCAGGACUUCAAGACCAGCCUGGCCAAAAUGGUAAAACCCCGUCUCUACUAAAAAUAUAAAUAUUAGCCAGGUGUGGUGGUGCACCCUUAUAAUCCCAGCUAUCUGGAGGCUGAGGCAGCAGAAUCACUUGAACCUAGGAGGUGGAGGUUGCAGUGAGCUGAGUUCAUACCAUUGCACUCCAGCCUGGGUGACAAGAGUGAAACUCCAUCAAAAAAAAAAAAAGUUGAACCAGAUUUGGUCUGAUGCAGUUACAGAUCUACAAACCUCAGCGCCACCCUCCUGCCAACACCUUCCACUCCUCAUUCUUGAGGGAUUAGGGAUGGAGGUCAUGCUUCUGCUUCGACUUCAUGCUGAGCAGGGCACUGAGUCCCCUAAAGUGAAAGGAAUGAAACUCUUGGGCUUCUGAGUUCAAAUGAGUUCUGGGGUCACCCGGAGUAGGUUGAAAGGCUGGUAUUGUUGUAAUACAAGCUGAAGGUGGAAGUGUUGGAGCCUGGAGGACAAACAGCUCACCAUCCAUUUAAAUAAAUAGGACCAAAAAGUAACAGAACAGUGGCCACGAGGGGCCCCAACAGAGGAAGAAACCAGGUGAGGUGCAGUAUAGUGGACUCGACUGCCUUCUAAAUCUCAGUUGUUGGCCGGGUGCAGUGGCUCACGCCUAUAAUUCCAGCAAAAGAAAAGCCGAGGCAGGGUGAUCACAAGGUCAGGAGUUCAAGACCAGCCUGGCAAACAUGGUGAAGCCCUGUCUCUACUAAAAAUAGAAAAAUUAGCUAGGAAUGGUGGCAUGUGCUGUAGUCCCAGCUACUCGGGAGGCUGAGGCAGGAGAAUCGCUUGAACCCGGGAGGCGGAGGUUGCAGUGAGCCGAGAUUGUGCCACUGCACUCCAGCCUAGGUAACAGAGCAGGACUCCAUCUCAGUCAAUCAAUCAAUCAAUCAAUCUCAGCGGUUGAACUACCCUUGACAUGGUUCAGCUCUGUAUCCACACCCAAAUCUCAUGUCAAAUUGUAAUUCCCAGUGUUGUGGGAGGGACCUGGUGGGAGGUGAUUGGCUCAUGGGGGCCGACUUCCCCCUUGCUGUUCUCGUGAUAUUGAGUGAGCGCUUGUGGGAUCUGGUUGUUUCAAAGCGUGCAGCCCUCCCACUUCACUCUCUCUGUCU
Molecule: messenger RNA, 5251 nt
Organism: Gorilla gorilla gorilla (western lowland gorilla)
Lineage: Eukaryota; Metazoa; Chordata; Mammalia; Primates; Hominidae
Product: probable E3 ubiquitin-protein ligase DTX2
Exons: 18
Coding region: 490-2802 (770 amino acids)
Biological process (GO): protein ubiquitination; Notch signaling pathway
Molecular function (GO): zinc ion binding
Source: RefSeq, a predicted model, not a curated record